UAAAUUCGUUGUAAUGCAUCUCAAAAGCUUCCUAGCAACGCUAAAGGUACGCACAUAUAUAAUUACACAUGCGAACGACGCGCUUCCGGAAACGACGAGUAACCCUUAGGGAUAUCUUGUUAUAACUACUAUGAAACAAGGAGAAAGAGGCGAUUAUGAUUGUAGACAAGUCGUGUGAGGUAACACGCGGGCGGCGUGCUUGCUACGGUUGACGCACCUCGUCCUCACCCUCACGGUAAACGGAAACGUCGCGAAAGCCGACGACGGAGCUAGUAACGCGAAUGAAGGGAAAAGGCAAGGGUGGCUGUCAGAUACGCGCGCCGAGGGUGGCCGUCUCUGGGACAACAGGGUUGGGCACGGGGUGUGGCGAGGACGCAUGCGUCGGACCCGGCCGUCGGGGCUGUCGUGUCGCUCUCUACCGACGGUCAUGCCAGUCGUCGUGACGACUUCGAAUCGUCGUCGUCGAGAGCGUCGUGUUUUUAAUUCGUCUUCGUACUCGCGCUUCGAGUCCUGCUUUUCUCUCUCUCUCUUUCUCUCCUUUUCAUUCUCUGUCAUUCCAGCAGUAUCUAUUUCGCGCGCGCAUGCGAGUCGUGACGUUCGCACGGUCUUUUGAAUCGCCGGCGUAUUCGCGCCGCGGGUGUCGUCGUCGACCGGGAUUUUCGCGGAUAAACGUCCGUGGUGCGUGAGACGACGUAGGUGAGCGAGAUUCGCAAAGUAGUGCUGAGUCUCUACGUAGUUGUCUUACCUCGUCGCACGCGGACUCGGACACACAGGUGCGCGAGUGGCCGCGGCAUCCUUCUCGGUGUCGUCGUCGUCGUUGCGAUUAAAGAUGCUCCAUGAUUGUAUCGAGAGUGGAUGGCUUCGACACCUUCGUCCGAUGCCAGAAAUAUGAAGGACCCCAUGAAUUAGUUAUUCGCCGCAUUAAGGAAGAGAGAGGAGGAACUAUAUGGGUCGGCGUGCGACUUACUCGUGAAUCAUCGUUCGUCAUUAUGCAACGGUGAACUUACUCCGCUUUCGUCGGGGCAUACGUGCCAGGUGCAGCCGAAAUUGCCUGAGAUCGCUCCGGGAGAAUUCGUGGCCGAUUCAUGGAACCGUGAUCAGCUCUUAAGACUUUGAAUCAUUUAAACGAGGAAGGCGAGGCGCUUGCCCUUCAAGAUGACCUCACAACGCACCCCACCCUGGCCUUGAUGCGGCGCAUCCUUGCAGAUGCACAGGCAAAAUUCCGCGUGAUGGUGGAGGAGAACGCAGCGACCGGCGCCCGGCUCGACGGCGAGCUGGAGCGCGCCAGGGGCGAGUGCGCGACUCUUCGAGGUGAGUUGCGCGACGUCCGCGGCGCCUUGCCGAUCGUUCUGAACAACAACAACGCCGGCAACAACAGCACCAACAGCAACAACAACCCCGGGGCGGCGACAGGCGCCUCCGCUGGAAACCCCGACCAAGAAACCGAGGCUCAGCAACAGGAGGACGGUAAGCGACUCAGCGCCGGCAGCAGCCCGGUCGAGAAGAGAAGCUCGGCCAGCGACAAGUCCGCCAGUCCCAUCGACAAGAGGGCCAGUCCGGUAGACCGGAAAGAAAGAACCAGUCCCAUCGAUCGACGAGCCAGUCCCAUAGAACGAAGAAAUGGCUCGCCCUGCCGUAGCCCGAGCGAGAAGGCCCGUCGACCGUACGCUCCCGCCCUGGAGAAGACGCGGCUGGGUGGAUCCGGCGGCAGCGUGGAUUCCCGAUCGGGCAGCGCGAGUCCGGAUCGGGGCUCGGCCAAUCGGGGUGGCGGCGGUUUCCUGCAUCGUGGCGGCAGCGACCGUUCCAGUGUGGAGCGGCUCCGGAUAUCGACUAACCGCGACUCCCUGCGAUCCAGCAAGGAGAUGAACGAUCACGACCAGAAGGACGCCGAUAAAGAUCUGGUGGACGGCGACGCGCGUGGCGACGAGGACAAUGAACCGCCCGGACCGGCACCGAGUAGCAGACCCUCGUCCCCGGCUAAUUCUCUCGGAAUUGGCGAUCCGGUUGUCGCAUCCAGACUCUCCAACAUUCACGGCGGCGGACACACGGAAUUGGCCAGUGCCAGGAGAUUGCGACUGGAGAACGAGCGAUUGGUAGCCGAGGUCGCGAGGUUGAGGAGGCUGUUGCUGAGCGGGGCGGCACGCGGCGAGGUCGGCGCCGAGGACGCCGCGAUGGAGGAAGAGGCCCGCUUCGUCGCCCUGGAAGUGGAACUGCAGCACGCGAAGGAAGCGUUGCAGGCGCUGAAGGCCGACCGGAAGCGGCUCAAAGCGGAGAAGUUCGAUCUACUCAAUCAGAUGAAGGCGCUUUACGGCACCCUCGAGGAUAAGGAGCGCGAACUCCGCGAUUUUAUACGAAAUUACGAACAGCGGAUGCGGGAGAACGAGGCGACCCUGGGACGUCUUCAGCAGCAAGGAGCCAGCAUGCCGUCGGAGGAACGCGAACGGGAGAGGGAGAGGGAACGCUGGAGUCUCUUAAGGGCGGCGAGGGACGAGGCCGAUCGAAGCCUGAGCCUCGCGGCUAGUUUAGCCGACAAAGAGGCCGCCCUCUCGCACGCACACGCGACCAUAAAAGAGUUGCAACGUCAGCUGGCGGAACGCGGCGGCGGCGGCGGGAUCUGUCUGAGCGAUCAGGAGUCUCUGGUGUCGUUUCCACGUGGCAGCGUGAACGGCGCCGCGACUCCCGGCGCCGGGAGUAGCAGCGGUGGAGGCGGAGGCGGCGGCGGUGGCGGCGGUGGCGGUGGCGGAGGUUGCGGCAUUAUCCCCCACGUGAAUUCGCAGCCGCCGUUGGGCAUCACCGAACUCGGUAUGUCCGUGGGUAACGCGGGCGGCGGCGCGGGUGCGGGGGGAUCUUCCGGCGGCCAGGCCGGCGAUCGCGGCAGCUGCAGCGCCGACAGCGGGGUUCGUGGAUCCAGCGAUCGUGAAAGCGGCGGCGCGACCAGCGUCGGCGGGAAUCUGUCGGACUCGACGACAGACGGCACGCCGACAAUUACGGUCGAGGGCAGCGGUCUCGACAUGGACAGCAUCUCCGUGGUAUCCUCCGUAGCACCAUCCCAUAUAUACCAAUCCGCGACCACGCCAAAGGACUGCAGCCCCACGUUGUCACCGCUAAACGCAUUCUCAAGGUCCAUAGAUAAUUCUUCGCUAUCGCGAUCGGUCGAGCAGCUAUCCAGCCCGCUGGAAUCCGAGCCGAGGAGGAACAAGCAGCCGCCCCCUGUCGUCGCACCUGCCGCGCAUUCGCGAUCGUCCGCCACUCGCGGCGGCACAUGGGGAUCCAUUUCAAGAGUGUUCGCUCGUUCGCGACAUCGGAAGACGGCAAACAGCACCAACGCUGGAAGCGGCAGCAACGAGGCUGCGGAUGGCUUUGAUCCGUAUCGAUCGUGGUCGCCGCUCACCGAAGAGGGUUACGCCGAAAAACUUCGUUUGCUUCGCGAAGCAGCCUCCGUGCCUAUGGAACGAUGGCGAGCCCCGACCGUUUUAGCCUGGUUAGAGGUGGCUCUCGGGAUGCCGCAAUACGGUCCACGAUGCGCCGAGAAUGUCAAGUCAGGCAAGGUCCUACUUGAGCUAAGCGAUGCCGAAUUGGAGGCCGGUUUAGGCGUGACGCAUCCGCUUCAUCGAAAGAAGCUACGUCUGGCCAUCGAGGAACAUCGGCAUCCAAGUCACGUUCGGUAUCCUUGCAUCGCGCAGCUCGGUCAUACUUGGGUCAGUUCCGAAUGGCUACCGGAUCUCGGUCUGGGCCAGUACUCGGAGAGUUUCGCCACCAACAUGGUGGAUGCGCGAAUGCUGGAUCAUCUCAGCAAGAAGGAGCUCGAGAAGCUGCUCGGGGUCACGAGAAAGUUUCAUCAGGCGAGCAUCGUUCACGGUAUUCAUCUGCUGCGGAUGCUGAAUUACGAUCGACAGGCACUCGCUGUCAGGAGACAUCAAUGCGAGCAGGUUGACACGGAUCCUUUGGUCUGGACGAAUCAAAGGUUCAUUCGGUGGGCGAGGAAUAUCGAUCUUACGGAAUACGCCGAGAAUCUGAAAGACUCGGGUGUACAUGGUGCUCUGGUUGUAUUGGAGCCAUCGUUCACCGGUGACACCAUGGCUACCGCGUUGGGUAUACCGCCGGCCAAACACAUGAUUAGACGGCAUCUAACCGCCGAAUUGGAAGCGCUCGUUCUGCCAGCAAGAAGUCAGCUGGAGGUGGUCCCGAGGAACAGCACCGGCGGAGGUGGCCGUCCGAUGAGCACCGCGAGCACGGGCGGUAGUCUUGGUCGGGGGAGCAGGGCCCUACAUCUACAUCACCAUCAGAGCUCGUUGUCAGCCCUCCACAUGACGGCGAAUCACACCGGCACCGUCGACAGACGCAGAUCCAGCCUCAGGACCUGCAGUCUUCUUUACUUGAAAAAGUUGUCAUGGAGAAGCUCACAGGGAUCCCUGAGCAGAGCGUUCGGUCUUCGGCCUAGAAGCGAGAAAGCAUCACCAUCGUCGUCCUCGGACACCGGUAGCCUCGCCAGCCAGUAUAUGAGCAGCAGCGUCCGCAGCACCUCGCCGCCACCGCCGCAGCUUCCGCCACGGCCGAUGACGACCGGUAGCGGUGGCAAGCGGCACCGUCGCGUCAAGAGCAUCGGCGAUAUCGAGUACAUAAGCACGGCCGCAGUGAGCACCCCGGUCUGACAGGAGGGAAGGCCCCAUCACGCGGGGCCUUACCGCAGUCUAAGCGAACGCGGUUACUCGUCCUCUUCAUACUCUUCGUCCCAGUACUCAUACUCGGGCUACAGCAACGUCCUAACCGGUGGCGAGCAGCCGUAUCAACAGUACCAGCAACAGUCCAGCGGCAAUUAUUAUCACCAGUUGCAAGGCGGCUAUUAUUCGCCGCAGAGUUCCGGACCACCCUUUCCGGGCGUGCAAAGAUACGGCAGUCUGGCGGAAGAGGCAUGGUCGUCCUGCUCCGCCAAGGGAGACGCGGGUGUCUCGAAAACUAAUCCGAGGACUUACUUGGCUUAAUCAGUCGCCACAAUGUUUAAAUCUCAUUGAGCAAAGGUGUGAAUACCUGGAAUUAUCUUUGAAAAAGAGCGCGUACUUUGUUCUCUUUGAGGAUCUUUAAAUCGUAUUCUUUAUCCCUUUCGUUAACGAUCCAUACGAAUAGUUUACAACGAGAAAAUGGAGCAGAUAAUCGCAUUUAUCGGAGCUAAAUGUUUAAAUCUGGCUCACUAUCAGUGUUUGCUGUAGAUAAUUUCAAAAUU
Molecule: messenger RNA, 5221 nt
Organism: Camponotus floridanus (Florida carpenter ant)
Lineage: Eukaryota; Metazoa; Arthropoda; Insecta; Hymenoptera; Formicidae
Gene: Liprin-gamma
Product: kazrin
Exons: 18
Coding region: 1188-4652 (1154 amino acids)
Biological process (GO): G protein-coupled receptor signaling pathway; positive regulation of cytosolic calcium ion concentration; negative regulation of adenylate cyclase activity
Cellular component (GO): membrane
Molecular function (GO): protein binding; galanin receptor activity
Source: RefSeq, a predicted model, not a curated record